Anopheles bellator is the source of this 1802-nucleotide messenger RNA. Its product is annotated as dexamethasone-induced Ras-related protein 1. The record is from RefSeq and is a predicted model, not a curated record. The transcript has 5 exons. NCBI's taxonomy places the organism in Eukaryota, Metazoa, Arthropoda, Insecta, Diptera, Culicidae. Gene Ontology annotation, molecular function: GTP binding; GTPase activity. The coding region runs from base 385 to 1533 and encodes 382 amino acids.
AAUUUUUAUGACUGACCCACCCGCCGAACUAGACACCAUUUUGGACUCACUGCAUUGUGCUCACUGCGACCAGUGCCCCGGAAGUUGGCAGUGCCCGGGAACCGACCGGGAAAGAUAAAGCACCGCCGUUAAUCGUUGUCGCCUGUCUGCCUGUCUGUGUAUGUGCUUUCUUCGCCGUAAUUGUAAUAUAUCGAUGUCGCCUUGGCGAGUUGGGCGUGAACAGGAGGUGCCAGUGCCAGAUCAUAAAUCGUCAACGGGAGCCACAUUGAUGGUUCGAUCCGAUCACAUCAAUAACAAUUGAACGGCCCUAGCCCGGUUUAAGAUUUCCAAAACCGAAGGAUAAAGUAUAUUUCGGAAGGCCAAACCCCUCAACUAUGUGCGCUUAUGUUGUGUGAUUAUGCCAACGGUUUCCGGACGCGAGCAGUUCCAAUGAGAUCAUUAGUGCAGUUGCUCUGCGAUCGCGAGAUAGACUACAGUGACCGCCAGACGGAGCCGGUCGUCCUGCCGAGGGUCGCGAACGAGCCGCGAGCAGAGCCACAGAUCCGUCCAGCGAUGAACACCACCUCGCCCAAGUCGUCCCUGGCCAAGCUAGGCCUUCACCCGAAAACGAAGCCAUUCCGGGUGAUGGUGCUCGGCCAGAGUGGCGUGGGAAAAACAGCGAUGGUGGUUAGGUUUAUAACGAAGCGCUUCAUUGGCGAGUACGACCCGAACCUGGAGAAGGUCUACACCUUCAACACCUUGAUCGACAACGAGCUGGUACUAUUCGAAAUAUUGGACGCUGCCGGUCAGCCGAAUGAAGCCGACUGUCUGACGCUCGAGGCGAACAUCCGCUGGGCCGAGGCGUUCAUCUUGAUGUACUCGGUAGCGGACAAGUGCAGCUUCGACGAGUGCAACCGUCUAAAGUUCCUCAUUAACUACAACAAACGGCGCCGUAGGCUUGGCUCCUACAACAAAGAUCCCUUGCUGGACGUGCCGGUGAUUCUGGUCGGCAACAAGAUCGACCAAACGGGCGACCGGAUGGUCAGCACGGAGGACGGGCAGCGGCGGGCGAAGGAAAUAUCCUGCGCCUGUUUCCACGAGGUGUCGGUGCGCGAGAGCAUCGAGCAGGUGAACGGGGUCUUCCGGGACGCGUGCCGCUUCUGGCGUGUCCUGUCGCGCUACCCGAAGCUGAAGCGGUCCACCAGCGACGUCCACGAUCUGCACUCGGAGGUCGAACUGAUCCUGAGCCCGGACAGUGUGCAUCCGUUCUGCAACUGCGAUCUGAGCCACGAGAAACGCCAAUCCAUCAUCAUACUCGGCCGACCGUGGACGGAAGAGGAACCGGACGAGACGGACGAGUCGGAGUCGAGUUGCUGCUCGUCGCAAAAGUCCGACAUCGAAGAGCCGUUCCGGGGGCGGGCAUCCACCGACGGGACGCUCCUGUCACGGCCGCGGCGCUGGCGGUUUGCGCCUCCCGGGUCCCUCGGGCCGCACGUGGGCCGCGUCGAGCGCCGCAUGAGCAUAUCGAUGCGGGGCAGCAACGCCAGCUACUGAGUGGAUCCGAAGCUCCAACGGACGACACGCGACAGAGUGAGGACAGCGACAUUGUGAUUCCGUUUAUUUUUGUAAUGACGUUUACCGACGCGCGCCUCCCUUCCUUCCGAAGCCGCUGGCACCAGAAACGGGAGGAGCAUAUUUUCCGCGAACGGAGAUUAUUAUCAAUGAGUCGGUGGUGUUAAGGACGGAAAUUUCCAGUUUAUAGUGAGACGUGACGGAUACUACAUCUUAAGGGAUAAUAAAGUAAAACAAUCGCCAUCGCUAUU